Molecule: messenger RNA, 2960 nt
Organism: Xiphophorus couchianus (Monterrey platyfish)
Lineage: Eukaryota; Metazoa; Chordata; Actinopteri; Cyprinodontiformes; Poeciliidae
Gene: nucleolin
Product: nucleolin
Exons: 16
Coding region: 168-2348 (726 amino acids)
Cellular component (GO): ribonucleoprotein complex; nucleus; cytoplasm
Molecular function (GO): mRNA binding
Source: RefSeq, a predicted model, not a curated record
GUCACGGCGUAGAGCAGGAGAGAAGCCGCGGCUGCGACAUAUCUGUCUUUUUCCAGUCCAAUGUUCCAUCGAGCAGACACAACCACGUGCAUGUACUAGCAGUUUAGUUACACGUCUUUACACAUCGAGUUUCCAGUGUUUCAUUGAAACACGCAACAGCAGUAAUCAUGGUGAAGUUAGCAAAGGCAGCAACUCAAGCUCAAAAGAAAAAGGCUCCCCCACCUAAACAGGUGGAGGAAGAAGAGGACUCUAGCGAGGAGGACAGCAGUGAAGAGGAAGAGGCUCCUCCAGCGAAGGUUGCAAAGAAAGCAACUCCAGCAAAAGCUACAAAAGCUGUCAAGAAUGGUGUGACUGCUAAGAAGGCUGAAAGUGAUGAAGACGACGAUUCAGAAGAGUCAUCUGAGGAAGAGGCGCCACCACCUAAAAAGACACCUGCAAAAGCUACACCCGCAAAGGCAAAAACACCAGCUAAGGCAGCCAAAGCCAAGGAGUCAGAUGAUGAUGAAGAUGACGACGAUGAGUCUGAAGAAGAGGCACCACCUCCCAAGAAAGCAGCCAAGGCAGCUGCAAAGCCUGCCAAGGGUCCUGCCAAGCCCGUAGUGAAGACCCAAUCUGCAAAGGAGUCUUCUGAUGAAGAGGAUUCUGAGGAGGAGGCUCCACCCCCUAAGAAGGCUACUCCUGCUAAGCCUGCAGCAAAGGCACCAGCCAAGGCUGCUGCUGCUGAAGAGUCCUCUGAUGAUGAAGACUCAGAAGAAGAGGCCCCACCACCCAAGAAGACCCCAGCAGCCAAACAAUCAGCAAAACCAGCAGCUAAAGCACAGCCUGCUGAAGAGUCGUCUGAGGAAGAUGAUGACGAAGAUGACUCAGAGGAAGAGAUGGAUACCACUCCAGCUCCUGCAGCCACAAAGGCAAAGAAAGCCGGCAUGGUCAAAGCAAAGGAGGAGUCAGAGGAUGAUGAUGAGGACGAUGAUGAGGACGACGAAGAAGAUGAGGAGGAAGAAGAGGAAGCCCCAGUAAAACCUGCAAAGAGAAAAGCAGAAGGCAAGAAGGAGACCCCACCUGCUAAGAAAGUAAAGUCAGAUGGUGAAGGGCUCAGUUUAUUUGUUGGAAAUUUGAACUGCAACAAAGAUUUUGAAGAGAUCAAAGAUGGGCUGAGAAAGUUCUUCUCAAAAAACGACAUCGAGGUCACUGACGUCCGGCUUGGAAUGUCAAAGAGAUUUGGCUAUGUAGACUUUGCAAAUGAGGAAGAUCUCAACAAAGCGCUGGAGCUCAACGGCAAGAAAUUCAUGGGUCAGGAGGUGAAGCUGGAUAAAGCUCGCAGCAAAGAGAGUUCACAAGAGGGCAAGAAAGAGAGAGAUGCCCGGACAUUGUUUGUUAAAAACCUUCCUUACUCUGCAACAAUCGAUGACCUGAAAGAGCUGUUUGAAAGUGCAGUUGAUGUUCGAUUACCACAAGGCCAAACUGGUUCAAACAGAGGCAUUGCCUACAUUGAGUUCAAAACUGAGGCUGAAGCAGAGAAGAUGUUGGAGGAAGCACAGGGAGCUGAGCUGCAGGGGAGAUCCAUCAUUGUUGACUAUGUUGGAGACAAGAGCCAAAAAGGAGCAAGGCCAUCUGCAGGUGGCGCUACUAGCAAAACAUUGGUGGUGAAUAAUCUCUCCUUCAGUGCCACAGAGGACGUGCUGCAGUCCACUUUUGAGAAGGCCGUCUCUGUAAGGAUUCCUCAAAGAGACGGUCGGCCUAAAGGAUUUGCUUUUGUAGAAUUUGAAAAUGCAGAGGAUGCCAAGGAAGCUUUGGAAAACCUCAACCACACAGAAAUAGAAGGUCGCUCAGUGCGACUGGAGUUCAGCCAGAACAGCGGUGGAAGAGAUGGAGGUAGAGGAAACUCAGGUCCAACAAAAACUCUUUUUGUCAAGGGUCUUUCCGAAGACACAACAGAUCAGUCUCUUAAGGACUCCUUUGAGGGGUCUGUGGGAGCCAGAAUAGUUACAGACAGAGACACCGGCGCAUCAAAAGGUUUUGGUUUCGUGGACUUUGAUAAUGAGAGUGAUUGCAAGGCAGCAAAGGAGGCCAUGGAGGAUGGUGAAAUAGAUGGCAGCAAAGUGACUCUGGACUACGCCAAGCCAAAGGGUGAAGGCGGCUUCCGUGGAGGCAGAGGUGGCGGCGGCGGAGGAGGACGAGGAGGUUUCCGUGGAGGCCGUGGUGGGGGAUUCGGUGGGUUCGGUGGUCGCGGUGGCGGCAGAGGAGGAGGAAGGGGUGGACGCGGCGGACGUGGAGGUUUUGGAGGUGGAAGAGGAGGCGGUGGAUUUGGAGCAAAACCCCAGGGGAAGAAAAUCAAGUUUGAUGACUAAAUCUUUGGUCUAUUUUUUAUGUUUUUCAAUGGACUCUGGCUUCAUCAGUUUUCAGAGCCUUUGGACAUUCCAGAAAAUGUCAUAGUUAUAUUUAACUGUAAAGGGGCAUUUUAAGCCCUUUCUAGACCUCCCUCACCUACUCUACCCUCCUGUGCCAGAAUGGUACUUCAGACCUUUUCAGCUUAUGUGCUAUGUGUGAGAACUGAAUGUCCCAAAUGCAGACCCGCACCUCUUUUCCUCCUAAGGUUUUUCAGAAGGAGUAAAAUGGAAUAUCUGAAAACCAAGUUUGUUUAACAAAAAGCUUGUUUUGUCAGAUAUAUUGUGUAAAUUUAAACAGUUUGUAUGUUUUCAUUUUACCUUUUUGUAAAAAAGAAUUUACACUUGUAUCCAUUUUUAUUUUGUCUUAGUUUUCAUUAGUUAAGUUUUACUGUGAAAUGAUUUGUAUUUUCAUGGUUCGCCGAGUAUCUGUCAUGGUUCUAUGAUGGUGAUAAGUAAGUCGCGGAUCCAAGGGCACUGUGUAACAAAACGUGUAUUGAUUAAUUUUUUCUCCAUCUCAAAACUUGAUGAAAUAAAACCUCAUAGGGCAGACUUUUUAAUGUCGUCAGAAUUAAA